This is a messenger RNA of Rotaria sordida, 744 nucleotides long. Lineage: Eukaryota; Metazoa; Rotifera; Eurotatoria; Philodinida; Philodinidae. The record is from the annotation of a GenBank genome assembly.
AUGUUUCGUGUACUUACUAAUACAACAACAGUAACUGGUGGUGCCUGUCGAUCAUUUAUUGGACAGGUUCGAAAUACUACCGCUGCAGCAGCAACAAAAAUAAAUGUACCGGAUACAAAACAACCCGAUAUGAAACAUCUAAAACGUGAAUCACAAUCUCGGAUAAAAACUAUUUCAAUUUAUCGUUGGAUAAUUUACAUAAAUCCUGAAGAACCAAAUAAAAAACCAUAUUUACAAGAUUAUAAAAUAGAUUUAAAUGAUUGUGGUCCAAUGGUGCUUGAUGUUCUUAUUAAAAUAAAAAAUGAACUUGAUCCAACAUUAGCUUUUCGUCGUUCAUGUCGUGAAGGUAUUUGUGGAAGUUGCUCAAUGAAUAUUGAUGGUCGUAAUACACUUGCUUGCAUUUGUAAAAUCGAUGAUUCAAGUAAACCAUUAAAAAUUCAUCCACUUCCACACAUGAUUUUACUAAUUUUUAUAUGCAAUUAUAAAAUGAUUGAACCUUAUUUAAAACGUAAAACACCAACAGCUGUUGGUAAUAAACAAUUAUUUCAAAGUGUUGAAGAUCGUAAAAAAAUGGAUGGUAUGUAUGAAUGUAUUCUAUGUGCAUGUUGUUCAACAUCAUGUCCAAGUUAUUGGUGGAAUUCUGAUAAAUAUCUUGGACCAGCUGUUCUUAUGCAAGCAUAUAAAUGGAUUGUUGAUUCACGUGAUGAAUAUACAAAAGAACGAUUAAACCCCCUCCCAGAAUAA